Molecule: messenger RNA, 876 nt
Organism: Dryobates pubescens (Downy woodpecker)
Lineage: Eukaryota; Metazoa; Chordata; Aves; Piciformes; Picidae
Product: gastrula zinc finger protein XlCGF7.1-like
Exons: 1
Biological process (GO): regulation of transcription by RNA polymerase II
Molecular function (GO): DNA-binding transcription factor activity; RNA polymerase II cis-regulatory region sequence-specific DNA binding
Source: RefSeq, a predicted model, not a curated record
AUGGAGGAUGAUGAUGCUGAGCAUAACUAUGACUAUGAGGAGGAUGAGUAUGAUGAGGAGGAUAACAAUGAGGAUGAAGGUGACCAGGAUGAGGUGAAGGAAUGUACAGAGGAGGAUGAAGCCAGAGCAGGUCCCUCUGGUCCACCCACUUGGCUCAAUCAGUGCCCUGAGUGUGGGCAGAGGUUCCCACGUGGCUCAGAGAUAGUUAAGCACCACUGCCCCCACCCUGGCACUCGGCCCUUUGUCUUUGGGGACUGUGGGAAGAGAUGCAGGAAAAGUUCCUACCUCAUCCAGCACUUCCGCACCCACACUGGAGAAAAGCCUUUCACUUGUGCUGCUUGUGGCCAGAGCUUCAUGCAGCGCAGUAGUCUCAGGUGGCAUUGCCUCACUCACACUGGAGAGAAGCCCUUCAGCUGUGACAGCUGUGGCAAGAGGUUCAGCCAGAGCUAUGGUCUAAGCCUGCACCACCUCACCCACACCAGUGAAAAGUUAUUUAACUGUAGGGACUGUGGUAAGAGCUUCAAACACCGCUCCUACCUCACCAUCCACCGCCGCAUCCACACUGGAGAGAAUCUGUUCCCCUGUGCUGAGUGCGGCAAGAGCUUCACCACGAGCACCAUAUACAUCCAGCAUCAACUCAUCCACAGUGGUGACAAACCCUACAGCUGAGCCGACUGCGGCAAGCGUUUCACUCAGGAGGGACACCUCUCCAGGCACCGUCGUGUGCACACUGGUGAGAAAGCUUUCACCUGUGACGACUGUGGCAAGAGCUUCAGCAUCAUCUCCUGUCUAACCAAGCAUCGCCUCAGCCACACCAGUGACGAGCCCAGAGAGCGGGGAGGUACAAAUAGAUCCACCCAGGGUCUGCUGGGGUAA